Molecule: messenger RNA, 1887 nt
Organism: Haemonchus placei
Lineage: Eukaryota; Metazoa; Nematoda; Chromadorea; Rhabditida; Trichostrongylidae
Source: the annotation of a GenBank genome assembly
AUGAAGUAUCUGUAUCUGAAUGCAGUUGUUUUAAUUGUUUACCUUUAUGGCCCGUCAUUUGCUCGGUUCAUGGCGAGAAAGGCUAGUGCUGCCCCGUCUUUUACUGUUGAUUAUGAACAUGAUCAAUUUCUAUUAGAUGGAAAGCCAUUUCGUUAUAUAUCCGGAUCAAUUCAUUAUUUUCGUAUCCAUCCUAGUCAAUGGAAAGACAGACAGCUCAUGACACCAAGAGAAGUGCUUGCAAUUAACGAUGACUGGAGGGGAGCUCAUCCACGGAGGCUCCAAAGAGUACGAGCCCUCGGUUUCAAUGCCAUUCAAUACUAUAUUCCAUGGAAUUUUCAUGAAAUCUACGAAGGAAAGUAUAAUUUCUCGGGAAUACGUAAUUUUACCGAAUUCUCUCGUAUCGCUUACGAUUUGGGGAUGUACUCGUUGGUCAGAAAACUAACUCCAAAAGCUCUACUUGUUCAAGGUCCAUACAUAUGUGGGGAAUGGGAGAAUGGUGGAUUACCAUGGUGGUUGCUGACCAAAAACAUCAAGGAUAUGAGAACAAGUGAAAGCGGAUUCAAAGAAGCUGUCGAUAAGUGGUACUCAGUUCUUCUGCCGUUAAUCAAGCCUAUGAUGCGACAUAAUGGUGGCCCAAUUCUGAUGCUCCAAGUUGAAAACGAAUACGGUAGCUAUAAAGCUUGUGACAGAAAAUAUACGAGAUGGUUACGAGAUCGAUUAUGGCACUACCUGGGAGAGGAGUCCGUGCUUUAUACAACUGAUGGUAAUUCCCUGUCGCUCGUAAAGUGUGGAUCAGUUCCACAAACUCUCACUACAGUAGAUUUCGGUACUAGCUCGAACGAGAACAUCAACAAGUCAUUUGCCCUGCAACGGAAGUUCCUACCGCAUGGUCAUGGUCCUCUUGUUAACUCGGAAUUCUAUCCGGGAUGGUUGGUACUGUGGGGUCAGAAGGACGCCAGCAUACCCUCUCCGAAUGACAUUGUGCAAUCUGCAAAAUAUAUGUAUAGUUUGGGAGCGAAUAUUAAUUUCUAUAUGAUUCAUGGCGGAACGAACUUCGGAUUUUGGAAUGGAGCUGAAGUGAACGCUCCGUGCAUUACAUCGUACGACUACUUUGCUCCAAUUUCUGAAGCUGGUGAUGUAACGCCCAAGUAUUUGGCGAUACGUUCAUGGAUAAAGAGCAUUCCUGACUGGACAACUCCGCCCCUCGACGUGCCAUCAAAUAAUCCGAAAAAGGCAUUUGGCAUUGUAGAAAUGGAGCCUGUAGAUGAUCUUUCUCAGCUAUCCAACAGGCUGAACUGUAUCACUAGCUCAAAACCUAUGUCUUUUGAGGAAAUCGGCCAACCGUUUGGAUUUGUUCUCUACACUAGGGGUACAUUCAUAAAUUCCUACAAUGGUCAAUCGAAACGAACUGUGGAUUUGAAGGGUUGCAUUCCGGGCAAUACUCUUCAAAUAUUCGUCGAAAAUCAAGGACGUCAGACUUUCGAGACCAUCAAUGAUUACAAGGGCAUCCUAUCGGAAGUUCGCAUGGAUAACUCGCAAGCAGCCGGCAGAUAUGGAGUCUACCAUGGUACUUUCCAUGUGGAUACUCCCACGGAUACAUUCCUUAACACAACCGGCUGGGGAAAAGGAGUGGCGAUACUGAACGGAAACAAUUUGGGACGAUACUGGGCGAGUGAAGGACCACAGUACACCCUCUACGUGCCAGCAGCUUUUCUUCAUUCUGGUGAAAACACGCUGUUGUUACUCGAGUUGGAGGGCAUCCAGAACUGUGACGACUCGUACUGUUACAUGUCUUUCGUGGAAGAACCUAUCUAUGUACUGAACGUUACCAGUUCGAAAGUCGAUUUCGGCAUUAGUCCUAGACAUCGUUCUUACCUGUCGGAUUGA